Messenger RNA from Trypanosoma conorhini, 621 nucleotides. RefSeq lists its product as uncharacterized. The record is from RefSeq and is a predicted model, not a curated record. NCBI's taxonomy places the organism in Eukaryota, Euglenozoa, Kinetoplastea, Trypanosomatida, Trypanosomatidae. The annotation marks the transcript as partial. The transcript has a single exon.
AUGAGCGGACGGCGCAGCAUCUUCAAUGCGCCACUUGCCCCCUGGGCUGAUGCCGUGGUGCGCUCGGUGUUGCUGGAGAAGGCACCAUCCGCGGCGCGGCCCAAGACGCACGCGCUCACCCCGUCACAGGUAUCUCAACUGGGCCUCUUCGUGCGGCCGGAGUACGCUGGCGAUGCCAUACUUCCGGAGGAGGCCUUGUGGGACGACACAAUUCAUGCCGGUUUUGCGCGGGCAGUUCUUGUUCACUCCAAACGCCUGAGAAGAAUUACUAGACGUCGCGGCGAUGUGCUCGCCGCGGUAGACUUCACCGCCCCUGCUCUUUCUUCCAGAGGUGUUGCACUUACUUCUUCAGAGGCGGAGAUGAAUACGUUGAGCACAACAGCGGAGGAGCGUGGCUAUGGCGCACCCUUUUGGCUCACUCGUGAGGAACUCGAGUACUUUCUUUUUUCUAACCUGAGACUGCGGUUGUUUUGGGGCCUUGGGGCGUCUCGUCACGUACAUGCUUCGCGUACGGGUGCGCCAAUACCCUCCGUGGAGGUGACAAACGACCGCGGAAGAAAAUGCCGCGUCAUGAAUGUAUCCGAGUUUGCCACAGCGAAACCUCGCAAGGAAGGCGGCCUG